AUGCGGGUAACUUUAUCAUAUAAUGGAUAUUAUCGAUGUAGUAACUUUAUUUGAAGAAGAAGAAGAAGAAGAAGAAGAAGAAGAAGAAGAAGGAGGAGGAGAAGAAGAAGAAGAAGAAGAAGAAGAAGAAGAAGAAGAAGAAGAAGAAGAAGAAGAAGAAGAAGAAGAAGAAGAAGAAGAAGAAGAAGAAGAAGAAGAAGAAGAAGAAGAAGAAGAAGAAGAAGAAGAAGAAGAAGAAGAAGAAGAAGAAGAAGAAAGAAGGGCUGAUCGGAACAGGUUUAUUUAGAUGCUGA
Spirometra erinaceieuropaei is the source of this 293-nucleotide messenger RNA. The record is from the annotation of a GenBank genome assembly. NCBI's taxonomy places the organism in Eukaryota, Metazoa, Platyhelminthes, Cestoda, Diphyllobothriidea, Diphyllobothriidae.